AGUUAGUGAUAAGUAACGGACGCGUCAACAACCAGCUCGUAAUAAUUUGUUAUUCGGAUUGUUAUCGCAAGUUCAAGGAAUUCAGAGGCAAUGUUGAACCCUUUGUCAGUCCUCCAAAUAUGCCGUAAAAUUUUCGUGCUCCUUGCAAUCGGUUGCUUGUGUUUGAAAGGAUGCGAAGCUGCUGCAAAUAAUCGAUUGCGUUGUGAUAGGCCCAAUUCGAUCGCAAACGGAAGCAUCCGUUUAAAACGAAAUUUCAUGAGAGUAUUCUGUGACGCCGGCUAUCUGCUGCAAGGACUCAAAACUAUCGGUUGUGUUCACGGAAAAUGGGAUGGCGAAAAACCGGUGUGCGCAAAAAAAGGAUGCCCAAAAAAUCUUAAUAGUCCCGAAAAUGGACGAAUACAAAUCGAAUCGGAGCUGAAGGCAAUUCUUUACUGUACGGAUAAUUACAUUCUGGCGGGAAAUCGCAACGCCUAUUGUAAUGGAACGCACUGGGAUCGACCCCUCGGCUCAUGCAGAGAACGAAAAGCCAAAGCGUCGCACGAAUGUGACUUCGAAACGGAGGAUGUAUGUGGUUGGUCAUAUGAGCCAAUGGCAAACCUCGAGUGGAAGCGAGUUAUGGCCGCCAACGUGUUCUCCUCGUUCAAGACGGGACCACGACAUGAUCACACUACAAGGACACAUAAUGGGGGUCAUUACAUGCUUAUGGAGAGCUUGAUCCGCCAAGAUAUGCCUGUAACCUUAACCUCUCCUAUAUACGAUCGAGAGUUGUCGCUGAAAACAGCAUGUUGCUUCCAAUUCCACUAUUUUAUGUAUGGUGCAGGGGUAGGAGACCUACUGGUUGUGGUUAAACCUUUAUCCAGUAGUGUAGAUGAUAUACUUAAUGAUGACUAUGAUUCCAACUUGAUAAAAUUCGAACGAAAUGGCAACCAGAACAAUGCGUGGAACGAAGCUCACUUUACAAUUGAUGAGAUGGAAGAAGACUUCCAAAUAGUAUUUGUGGCAAAAUCAGGACGCAAUCAUCUUUCUGAUAUAGCUGUGGAUGAUGUGCGCUUAAUGACUGGUGAAGAUUGUAGAAAUUUAGACAAAGGCUUCGACGAUACCAUAUCGAAUGAGGAGUUUGAAAUGACCACUUAUCAAUCCCUCUUCGAAAUGCAGUCCUGCGCCGGUCGCUGUUUUAAUGCAGGUGGUAUUGGCAUAAUACGUGAAUCAGAUCAUUUGUCAGGCCUAUGUAGUUGCUCUGCCGACUGUGAAGAUGCCGAUACGUGUUGUCCCGAUUUUAAAGCUAUUUGCCUCACAGAAUUAUUUGAUUCGACCAGUGAGCAAACAAAUUUUAUUGGAAGUGAGACAUAUACCGACCAAAAGAUCGUCAUUUCUACACCAACCCAAAUAAUAUCAACAGCAACAGCGCCAAGUACAUCAACAAAAUCUACAUCUACUACACCAAGGACUACCAGAAGUACUACAACUAGAACCAGUAGUACAACGACAACGUCUACUACACAAACAAUGGGAACAACGCCAACUACAACCAUAAGAACAAUCCCGACUACAACGGUAAGAACUACGCCAACUACCACAACGGUAAAAACCACACCGACAACAACGGCAAGAACUAAGCCGACAACAACAACAACAGUAAAGGCAACCCCUACAACAACGAUUAAAACUACACCGAAAAAAACACCAAAGCCUACAACACCAACCACCACAUCGACCACAACAGCAAGAACAACGCCCAGAAAAUCAAUAGUACCGAUAAGGACCACAAUAAAAACAACACCAACGACCACACAAUCCACUACAACAUCAGCAAAAAUCACAUCAACACCGAAACCAGAUAUUCCCAGUACUCCUUUCAUAGAUAUUCCCAGAAAAAUUAAAGGUCAAAACUCAACAACUUUAAGGAGGUCAAAUACAUCUUCCUACGUUAUUGACAGCGAUCCAAAAGCAGAAGCAGCCCAUAGAGGCUCCGCCUUAUUGAUAUGGACCCUUAUUAUAAUUCUAUUUGUAGUUUUAAUCGGUGUGGCAUAUCGGCGGUUUGGCGACCGAGCUGUUGCCUGGUAUAUGAUCCACUUUAGCAAAGACAAUGGCGGAGACGAGGAUACGUCAUCCAUUGCAACUAGUUUUAGUCGUUCAUCAAGUGCCAAAGACAAGAAUAAACCAACCAACCAACCAACAAAAACCCGCAAAAAAUCUGUCUUUUCGAAUGAGAUCACACGGCCUUUGGUUGAAGACGACGACUACGAGGACGAUGAAAAUGGCCACUUAAAUGGAAAUAUAGUCUUAAGGAACAGUAUUUAUUCAGAGCUAUAAUUAAAAAUAAAAAUAACUUAGCACAGGUAAA
This is a messenger RNA of Stomoxys calcitrans (stable fly), 2344 nucleotides long. RefSeq lists its product as uncharacterized. Gene Ontology annotation, cellular component: membrane. The record is from RefSeq and is a predicted model, not a curated record. Lineage: Eukaryota; Metazoa; Arthropoda; Insecta; Diptera; Muscidae. Gene Ontology annotation, biological process: nervous system development. The coding region runs from base 91 to 2313 and encodes 740 amino acids. The transcript is spliced from 7 exons.